This is a messenger RNA of Raphanus sativus (radish), 3715 nucleotides long. RefSeq names its product ATP-dependent helicase BRM. Gene Ontology annotation, molecular function: ATP-dependent chromatin remodeler activity; ATP binding; DNA binding. NCBI's taxonomy places the organism in Eukaryota, Viridiplantae, Streptophyta, Magnoliopsida, Brassicales, Brassicaceae. Gene Ontology annotation, cellular component: nucleus. Gene Ontology annotation, biological process: positive regulation of transcription by RNA polymerase II. The record is from RefSeq and is a predicted model, not a curated record. The transcript is spliced from 10 exons. The annotation marks the transcript as partial.
AAUAAUACCUCUGAGGAAAAAAGGAAAAGGGAAGUAAAUCAGCAGCUAGGGUUUGACUGGGAGACAUUUCUGAUCGCGUGAAUUUCUGUUAGAGGAAUCAAUCGGAUCAUCGAUUCCGUGGAUUUCGUUUAUCGAAAAGCCCCCUUCCUCCCAAAGGAUCUGGUUUUAUAUCCCCCGCGACUUUCGUUUCUCUCUCCCCGAAAAAUUCGAUGCAAAUCUAAAGAGAGAGAGAGAGAGAGAGAGUGACAACCACUGAGUGUGCCUUUUCGAACGUUGUUGCUAUUUGAAGGUCUUUCGUUAGCGUGUUGCUUCUCCUUCGACUUUUUUUUUUGUUUGCUCGUGACUGUCAGAUUCUUUGGAGAAUUGUAUGCAAUCUGGAGGCAGUGGUGGUGGAGGGCCCUCCCGGAAUCCGGGUAUGGGUCCCGGUGGUCGGACCAACUCCACGUCAUCCGCUGCUUCUCCUUCUUCAUCUUCUUCUUCUGUGCAACAGCAGCUUGCGUCUAGGCAGCAACAGCAACAGCAACAGCUGAGGAACAACACAGAGGGAAAUGAUGGCAUGUUUGCGUAUCAUGCUGGUGGGGGACAGGGAAUGAUGGGAGGUGGCAGCUUUGGUUCUUCGUCUGGCUUUAUGCAGCAGCCUCAGAAACCUAGGAUGUUCUUUGAGUCUCCUCAACAACAACAUAAUUCUUCCCAAGAGGGCCAACAGAGUUUUAAUCCAAUGCAGCAAGCGUACAUUCAGUUUGCUUUACAAGCACAGCAACAGAAAGCACAGCAGCAAGCUAGAAUGGGAAUGAUGGGUCCAUCAACUGUGGGUAAGAAGGAUCAAGAUGCACGGAUGGGUGUGUUGAAUAUGCAAGAUAUGAUGAUGAUGCCCACCAUGCAGGCAUCUCAUCAGGCCCAGGCUUCUUCGUCUAAGCCACCGGGUGAACAGUUUGCUCACGGUGAAAGGAAGAUGGAAUCAGGUCCUCAGCAAAGGAACGAAACGAAACCUCAUCCUCAGCAGGUUGGAACGGGACAGCUAAUGCCUGGAAAUAUCAAUAGGCAAAUGCAGGCACCACAGGCGAUGCAGGGUGUCAAUAACAUGGGAACCAACCAACUUGCAUUCUCCCAGCAGUGGCAGGCGAUGCAGGCAUGGGCGCGUGAGCGUAAUAUUGAUCUCUCUCAUCCUGCCAACGCCAGCCAAAUGGCGCACAUCCUUCAGUCAAGAAUGUCUGCCCAACAGAAAGCUAUUGAAGGCAAUGUGGCUUCACAGUCACCGUCUCUUCCAGUCUCUAGCCAGCCCGUUUCAUCUUCAGCGGUUCCAGGCGAGAAUUCACCUCGUGCCAACUCUGCUAGUGAUAUCUCUGGGCAGUCAGGACCAGCGAAGGCCAGACAUGCAAACUCAUUUGCUUCGACUUCCAGUCCCAGAACGGUGAAUCCUGCUGCGAGUCCCUUCUCCCAAGGGAGAGAUAAUCCAAUGUAUCCUAGACAUUUAGUUCAGUCUACAAAUGGGAUGCACUCAGGAAAUUCCCUGCAGACGUCUGCAAAUGAGGCGCAUGUUCUGGAUCAGAAAAAAAGUUUAGGUUCUUCUGAACAUUUGCAGAUGCAACAGCCUAGGCAGCCGAAUGCACCGACUCCAAAUCUAGCAGCUCCAUCUGAUACUGCCCCACUCAGUAACUCUUCCCGUCAGAGCGGACAGGGGACCCAACAAGCACAGAAGCGAUCAGGAUUUACUAAACAACAACUCCAUGUUCUCAAAGCCCAGAUACUGGCAUUUAGGCGUUUGAAGAAAGGAGAAGGUUCUUUGCCUCAGGAGCUUCUUCAAGCUAUUGCCCCACCACCGCUUGAACUGCAGACGCAGAGGCAAAUUUCUCCUGUGAGGUUACAAGUUCAGGAUAGAUCUUCAGACAAAACUGUAGAAGACCAAGCAAGGUCGCUGGAGUCUGGCAGAGAGUCUCAGGCUGCUGCUUCUUCAAAUGGACAGAUUUUUUCUAAAGAGGAAGAGAAUGUUAGAGAUACAGAAGUACCUUUGGCGAAGAGCCACAGCCAAUUAUUUCAAAACCGAGGAAAAGAAGCUGCUUCUACUGAUGCGGUUACGAAAGUGGAGCAACAAACUGAUGUAUUUCCUGUUAAGUCAGACCAAGGAGCAGAGGCUAGUACUCAAAAGACUCCUAGAAGUGAUUCUAAUGCUGAUAAGGGAAAAGCUGUUGCAUCUGACGGAGACCAAUCUAAUGUUCCGUCAGAAGAAAACACUCCCCAGCAGCCCAAGGAUACAGCCUCUGCCAGGAAAUAUCAUGGACCGUUGUUUGAUUUUCCCUUUUUCACUCGGAAACAUGACUCUUAUGGGUCUGCAACAGCCAAUGCUAAUAACAAUCUCACAUUAGCAUAUGAUAUUAAAGAUCUGAUUAGUGAAGAAGGUGCGGAGUUUUUUAAUAAAAAAAGAACAGACAGUUUGAAGAAGAUAAAUGGUCUACUAGCAAAAAAUUUGGAAAGGAAAAGGAUUAGGCCUGAUCUUGUUUUGCGGCUUCAAAUUGAAGAGAAAAAGCUUAGGCUAAGGGAUCUUCAGGCUCGUGUUAGAGAUGAAGUGGAUCGACAACAACAGGAGAUAAUGUCCAUGCCUGAUAGGCCAUACCGUAAAUUUGUGAGGUUGUGUGAGCGCCAACGCCUUGAAAUGAAUAGACAAGUACUGGCCAGCCAGAAAGCUGUUAGAGAGAAGCAGCUGAAAACCAUUUUUCAGUGGCGUAAGAAACUCCUUGAGGCUCACUGGGCUAUACGUGAUGCACGCACUGCUCGUAACAGGGGAGUGGCCAAAUACCAUGAAAAGAUGUUGAGAGAGUUCUCGAAGAGAAAAGAUGAUGGCCGGAACAAAAGGAUGGAGGCCUUGAAAAACAAUGAUGUAGAAAGGUACAGGGAGAUGUUGCUGGAACAGCAAACAAAUAUACCUGGUGAUGCUGCUGAAAGAUAUGCUGUUCUCUCUUCAUUUUUGACCCAAACCGAAGAUUAUCUCCAUAAACUUGGAGGUAAGAUUACUGCCACCAAGAAUCAACAGGAAGUGGAGGAGGCAGCGAAUGCUGCAGCAAUUGCAGCGAGGUUGCAGGGCCUGUCAGAAGAAGAGGUCAGGGCAGCAGCUGCUUGUGCUCGGGAAGAAGUUGUGAUCAGAAAUAGAUUUACGGAAAUGAAUGCGCCAAAAGAUAAUUCAUCUGUCAACAAGUAUUAUACUCUGGCUCAUGCUGUAAACGAAGUGGUUGUGAGACAACCCUCAAUGCUUCAAGCUGGAACUUUACGUGAUUACCAGCUGGUUGGAUUGCAAUGGAUGCUCUCGUUGUAUAAUAACAAAUUAAAUGGGAUCUUGGCUGAUGAGAUGGGUCUUGGAAAAACUGUGCAGGUAAUGGCACUGAUUGCUUACCUUAUGGAGUUUAAGGGGAAUUAUGGACCACAUCUCAUCAUCGUUCCCAAUGCUGUUCUAGUGAACUGGAAGAGUGAACUCCAUACUUGGCUGCCAUCUGUUUCAUGCAUAUAUUAUGUUGGUACAAAGGAUCAACGUUCAAAAUUGUUCGCUCAGGAGGUUUGCGCCAUGAAGUUCAAUGUCCUCGUUACAACUUAUGAGUUCAUUAUGUAUGAUCGAUCAAAACUCUCAAAAGUUGAUUGGAAGUAUAUUAUAAUUGAUGAGGCACAACGGAUGAAGGACAGAGAGUCUGUUUUGGCCCGAGAUCUUGACCGGUACCGUUGCCAACGA